This is a messenger RNA of Suillus paluster, 1177 nucleotides long. RefSeq lists its product as uncharacterized. The coding region runs from base 1 to 1017 and encodes 338 amino acids. The transcript is spliced from 14 exons. NCBI's taxonomy places the organism in Eukaryota, Fungi, Basidiomycota, Agaricomycetes, Boletales, Suillaceae. The record is from RefSeq and is a predicted model, not a curated record.
AUGACCCUAGUCUCAAAUGAUCCCAGUUGGUGGCCGCUCAUCAAUGGGACUCUUAUUUCCAGCUAUUUCAUAGUUGCUGCCUCUGCUGCGGUGAUGUACGAUUGGGCGCUGACGUUCGCACAAGAGGUCGAACUGGUCUGGAGGCAACGCUGGUCCCUGAUGACCAUUCUGUAUCUCUGUGGGCGCUAUCUUGGAAUAAUAUAUGCUGUCGUCAUCAUGUUAGGUGUGUCUCCCGAGAUUCGCCGUCCGGCGUUCCAACAAUCCCAGAGACAGAGACAGGGUGAGCGAGGUUCGUCGCCAGCUCAUUGGGGUCAAUAUAAUGACCACCACAGCUGCUUUAUCACGUACCUCAUAUCUGAUUGGAUGGGUGUGGUCGUAGAGGUAUCACUUGGCGUGAUCAUGAUCACUCGGUUACAUGCUAUGUAUCAGCGAUCGAGAAAGGUGCUGAUACUUGUCGUUGUCAUCUUCCUGUCUGUCAACAUUACCUGUGGAGUGAUCGUCGCAAUAACAAUGAGGUAUACCUCAGUGGAGGAGCUCAUUCUCUCCGGCACCUACCAGUGUAUUAUUCACUUCGAGGGAAAUGCAAUUCUGCAUUCCAUGCCAUGGAUACUCGGCACCGUAUGGGAGGUCCUCGCACUGUGUCUCGCAGUCUGUAUUGCCCUAAAACACUUCCGUGAACUACGUCGACAGUCAUCAGGAGGUAUUAUGGGGGACCUUUUCACGGUGUUAAUGAAAACCCACGUAGUUUACUUUGCAAGCUUUGUUGCUGUUUCUUGCUUCCAGCUCAGUUUGUUAUUCCCAACGAUCUCAGCGAACCCCUAUUCACUGGAAGCUCAGAUUUAUACUGGGGUUUCUCAAGUUUUCAUGUUCGUGCAGAUGUUCGUGUUGGGACCGCGUCUGAUCCUUGGCGUUCGAGAAUAUCACGCUAAGAUUGUGGCUGACUCUGAUGCAGCCACCGCCAUGACUUCAAUUGUUUUCCAGCAACGUGUCCAUGUAUCAACUAGCAGUAGUGUGUAACACGGGAGAUGCUUGAUGUGAUUGACACUCGUCUGGUAUUCUGCUGGGAGCGGGAGAACAUUUUUAUGUCCCAAAUUUCGUUGCGUCAUUAAUUAAGCUAUUUAGUGUUCCGGAGGCUACUCAUUUGAUGUUCUGACGCUCACAUAUAGUUGAAGAUAGA